This is a messenger RNA of Hemicordylus capensis (graceful crag lizard), 4909 nucleotides long. It is a transcript of the gene FLII, whose product is annotated as FLII actin remodeling protein. Lineage: Eukaryota; Metazoa; Chordata; Lepidosauria; Squamata; Cordylidae. Bases 244 to 4083 code for a protein of 1279 amino acids. Gene Ontology annotation, biological process: myofibril assembly; barbed-end actin filament capping; actin polymerization or depolymerization. Gene Ontology annotation, cellular component: nucleus; actin cytoskeleton; cytoplasm. The transcript is spliced from 31 exons. The record is from RefSeq and is a predicted model, not a curated record. Gene Ontology annotation, molecular function: actin filament binding; phosphatidylinositol-4,5-bisphosphate binding.
GAUGGACUGAGCAUCUGACUCAGUAGAAGGAACCUUCCUGACCAAUUAAGCCAGAGGGCUUGAAUUCAUUUUGGGAGGAAGCUGCAGCCCCGUGGGUUUGAAUGCAGGAAGUCCCAGUUUCCGUCCUUGGCAUCCCAGGGCUGUGUCAAUGAUUGUGAAAAAAAACACACACCCCAGCAGGAGGAAGAGGGGAAGCGGCUGGCUGGCUAGCUUGUAACAACUGCUACCCCCCCGCCCCCCAGCAUGGCUGCCACGGGGGUCCUUCCCUUCAUCAGGGGCGUGGAUCUCAGUGGGAACGACUUCAAGGGCGGCUAUUUUCCGGAGCAUGUCAAAUCUAUGACCAGCUUGCGAUGGCUGAAGUUGAACAGGACUGGCCUCUGCUACCUGCCGGAGGAGCUGUCGGCCCUCCAGAAGUUGGAGCAUCUCUCUGUGAACCACAACAGCCUAACCACUCUCCAUGGAGAACUAUCCGGCCUCCCCUGCCUCCGGGCUAUUGUUGCUCGGGCCAAUUGCUUGAAGAACUCUGGGGUCCCUGAUGACAUUUUCCAACUCGAAGACCUCUCGGUGCUAGACCUGAGCUACAACCAACUGACCGAGUGUCCUCGAGAGCUUGAGAACGCCAAGAACAUGCUGGUACUCAACCUGAAGAACAACAAGAUCGACAGCAUCCCCAACCAGCUGUUCAUCAACCUGACGGACCUGCUCUACCUGGACCUGAGCGACAACAAGCUGGAGAGCCUCCCCCCGCAGAUGAGGCGCCUGGUGCACCUCCAGACCUUGAUCCUGAAUAACAAUCCACUCCUGCAUGCCCAGCUCAGGCAACUCCCAGCAAUGACCGCCUUGCAGACGCUGCACCUGCGGAACACCCAACGGACGCAGAGCAACCUCCCUACCAGCCUGGAGGGGCUAUCAAAUCUUUCAGAUGUGGAUUUCUCCUGCAACGACCUGAGCCGGAUCCCCGAGUGCCUCUACACCUUAGCCAACCUGCGUCGCCUCAACCUGAGCAGCAACCAGAUUGCAGAACUCUCCCUCUGCAUCGACCAGUGGACCCAGUUAGAGACCCUCAACCUGUCCCGGAAUCAGCUCACCUCCCUGCCUUCAGCCAUCUGCAAACUCACCAAGCUGAAGAAGCUCUAUCUGAACUCCAACAAGGUGGACUUUGACGGCAUUCCCUCGGGUAUUGGGAAACUGGUCCGCCUGGAGGAGUUCAUGGCUGCCAACAACAACCUAGAACUCAUCCCAGAGAGCCUGUGCAGGUGUGCCAAGCUGAAGAAGCUGGUGUUGAACAAGAACCGCUUGGUCACUUUGCCAGAAGCCGUGCACUUUCUGACUGAGAUUGAGAUCCUAGAUGUCCGUGAGAACCCCAACCUCGUGAUGCCCCCCAAGCCUGUGGACAGAACCUCAGAGUGGUACAACAUCGACUUCUCCCUGCAGAACCAGCUGCGGCUGGCCGGAGCCUCUCCUGCAACUGUGGCAGCAGCAGCUGCAGGAAGCAGCCCAAAGGACCCCAUGGCACGGAAGAUGCGGUUACGGAGACGCAAGGACUCUGCGCAGGAUGACCAGGCCAAGCAGGUGCUGAAGGGGAUGUCCGAUGUGGCGCAGGAGAAGAACAAGAAGAUGGAGGAGAAUGGGGACAUGAAAUACACAGACCUGAAGACACGUCGGUGGGAUCAAAGCUUGGAGAAGCCGCAGCUCAACUACUCAGAGUUCUUCACGGAGGACGUGGGCCAGCUCCCUGGCGUCUCCGUCUGGCAGAUUGAGAAUUUUGUGCCCAUCCUGCUGGACGAGACCUUUCAUGGGAAGUUCUACGAGGCAGACUGCUACAUCGUGUUGAAGACUCUUCUAGAUGAUAAUGGUUCCUUGAACUGGGAGAUCUAUUAUUGGAUUGGCCAGGAGUCCUCGCUUGACAAGAAGGCCUGUUCAGCCAUCCAUGCUGUCAACCUGCGGAACUACCUGGGGGCUGAGUGCCGCACCAUCCGGGAAGAGAUGGGCGACGAAAGUGACGAGUUCAGCCAGGUCUUUGAUCACGAAAUCUCCUACAUUGAAGGGGGCACAUCCAGUGGCUUCUUCACAGUGGAGGACACUCACUAUAUUUCCAGGCUCUACCGUGUCUAUGGCAAGAAGAACAUAAAGCUGGAACCAGUACCGCUGAAGGCAGCUUCUCUGGACCCACGGUUUGUCUUCCUCCUGGACCAUGGCCUUGAGAUCUACAUCUGGAGGGGAAGCCAGGCCACUCUGAGCGGGACCACCAAAGCCAGGCUCUUUGCUGAGAAGAUCAACAAGAACGAGAGGAAGGGCAAAGCGGAGAUCUUGCUGCUCAGCCAGACGCAGGAAACUCCGGAGUUCUGGGACGUCCUUGGAGGCCAGCCAGAGGAGAUCAAGGCCAAUGUCCCAGAUGACUUCCGGCCACCCAGACCCAAACUCUACAAGGUUGGCUUGGGUUUGGGCUACCUGGAACUCCCCCAGAUCAACUAUAAACUCUCUGUGGAACAUAAGAAGAGACCAAAGGUGGAUUUGCUGCCAGAGAUGAGACUGCUGCAGAGCCUGCUGGACACCAAGUCUGUCUACAUUCUGGACUGCUGGUCUGAUGUCUUCAUCUGGAUCGGCCGGAAAUCCCCACGCCUGGUCCGGGCGGCUGCCCUUAAGCUGGGCCAGGAGCUUUGUGUCAUGCUGCACCGCCCCAAACAUGCCAUGGUCAUCCGCAACUUGGAGGGCACCGAGUGCCAGGUCUUCAAGUCCAAGUUCAAGAACUGGGACGAUGUGCUGAAGGUGGACUACACCCGCAAUGCAGAGUCAGUCCAGCAGACAGGUGGCCUCUCGGGCAAAGUGCAGAAAGACGCUGAGAAAAGGGACCAGAUGAAGGCGGACCUGACGGCCCUUUUCCUGCCCCGCCAACCUCCCAUGCCGCUGACUGAGGCAGAGCAGCUUAUGGAAGAAUGGAAUGAAGACCUGGACGGCAUGGAAGGCUUCGUCCUGGAGAGCAAGAAGUUCACCCGCCUGCCUGAGGAGGAAUUUGGGCAUUUCCACACCCAGGAUUGCUAUGUCUUCCUCUGCCGAUACUGGGUGCCCAUGGAGUGCGAGGAAGAUGAGGAGAAGAAGAAGAAGAAGAGUGGAGCCAAGGGGGCUGACCAGGAGGUGGGGCAGGAGGACGACCAAGAAGACGAGGAGGAGGAGGAGGAGGAGGAAGAGGAGAAGCAGCCCGAGGAAGACUUCCAGUGUGUCGUGUAUUUCUGGCAGGGCCGGGAGGCCUCCAACAUGGGUUGGCUGACCUUCACCUUCAGCCUCCAGAAGAAAUUUGAGAGUCUGUUUCCCGGCAAGCUGGAGGUUGUGCGCAUGACGCAGCAACAGGAGAAUCCCAAGUUCCUCUCCCACUUCAAGAGGAAAUUCAUCAUCCACAAGGGCAAAAGGAAGUCCAAGGAAAACGACCUCCAGCCUAGCCUCUACCACAUCCGCACCAACGGCAGCGCCCUCUGCACCCGGUGCAUCCAGAUCAGCACAGACUCUGGUCUUCUCAACUCAGAGUUCUGCUUCAUUUUGAAGGUCCCCUUUGAAAGCACAGAUAACCAGGGCAUUGUCUAUACCUGGGUGGGGCGGGCUGCGGACCCUGAUGAGGCUAAGUUGGCAGAGGACAUCAUGAACCACAUGUUUGACGACUCUUACAGCAAGCAGGUGAUAAACGAGGGGGAGGAACCCGAGAACUUCUUUUGGGUCGGCAUCGGAGUUCAGAAGCCAUACGAUGGAGAUGCUGACUACAUGAAAUAUUCUCGCCUCUUCAGGUGCUCCAACGAGAAAGGCUAUUUUGCUGUGUCAGAAAAGUGCUCUGACUUCUGCCAGGAUGACUUGGCGGAUGACGACAUCAUGUUGCUGGACAAUGGGCAGGAGGUGUACAUGUGGGUAGGAACACAGACCAGCCAGGUGGAGAUCAAGCUGAGUCUCAAGGCCUGCCAGGUGUACCUUCAGCACAUGCGCUCCAAAGAAACGGCACGUCCUCGGAAACUCCGCCUGGUCCGGAAAGGUAAUGAGCCGCCAGCCUUCACCCGCUGCUUCCACGCCUGGAGCGCUUUCCGGAAACCUCUAGUGUAACCCAGUUGGCACCGCUUGACGGCAUCAUGAGCAGGACUCCCGGAAUGAAUGGACUUGCUCUUCUCCCAGCAGCCAAGCCGGGGUUGUCCCUUAGACAGCCACACCUUUCUCAAAGCAACAGAUUGGUCAAUGUAUAACUGGAAGAGGUGGAGCUAGCAUUGGCUCCUCCCUUCUUAAAGGGGACAGCUGCAGUCUCCCUCCCUUCCUCCAGCAAAAAGCCAAAUAUCCCUCCUUGCACUGUGCUCUCCUUUUGUAAAAGGAGAUAAGUCUGCAUCUCUGUUCUCAGAAAUGUUAGAAUUGGACUCGUCCCGUAGUCCAAAGGUCGUAGAAUUGCAGUAUACAGUUCUUUUCCCACUUGCAGCUGACUUUUUAAACUUCUUUUUUUUAAAAAAGCACACCACUCAGCUUCUAUGCAGCACCUGAGCGCACAGCAUGCUGGGAGCAGAAAUGACCGGUCCCGUGUUCAGCUAGCAAACUUCCCAUAGCAGUUGCACUGUUCUUCACAAAAUAAGUUUCUCUUCCUGUAUUUAAAUCCACUUUUGGGUAGGAAGCUUGUUUACUUAGGGGUGCAAUAAAGUGAUGGGAAACACAUUUUCUUAACUUUAAAACAAUAAAGCUCAGUUCAUUUGCUGUUAGUCCUCAGGGAGGGGAAAUGGAUUCUUUGCUGUAUAAGAUUUUAUAAGGGCUAUAUAACCUUGCCUUCUGGUACAUUAUUCCUGGCAGCAGUAUGGGGGAAACAACUGUACCUUCCUAACAUGGGUUGCGGCAUUUGAUUUUACACAGGCUGAGGGCAGCUUUAUAUCUAUUAAAUGACUUUUAGUCUCAA